Messenger RNA from Chaetura pelagica (chimney swift), 1897 nucleotides. It is a transcript of the gene CCN2, whose product is annotated as connective tissue growth factor. Gene Ontology annotation, biological process: signal transduction; cell adhesion. Gene Ontology annotation, cellular component: extracellular matrix; extracellular region. The record is from RefSeq and is a predicted model, not a curated record. The transcript has 4 exons. Lineage: Eukaryota; Metazoa; Chordata; Aves; Apodiformes; Apodidae. The annotation marks the transcript as partial. Gene Ontology annotation, molecular function: heparin binding; integrin binding.
GCCGCCGCCGGCCGCGUCUGCGCCAAGCAGCUGGGCGAGCUCUGCACCGAGCGCGACCCCUGCGACCACCACAAGGGGCUCUUCUGCGACUUCGGCUCCCCCGCCAACCGCAAGAUCGGCGUCUGCACCGCUCGGGACGGCGCCCCGUGCGUCUUCAGCGGCAUGGUGUACCGGAGCGGGGAGUCCUUCCAGAGCAGCUGCAAGUACCAGUGCACCUGCCUGGACGGGGCCGUGGGCUGCGUGCCCCUCUGCAGCAUGGACGUCCGCCUGCCCAGCCCCGACUGCCCCUACCCGCGCCGGGUGAAGCUCCCUGGAAAGUGCUGUGAGGAGUGGGUCUGCGAUGAGGCCAAAGAGCAGACUGCUGUGGGACCUGCCCUUGCUGCUUACAGACUGGAAGAUACUUACGGUCCAGACCCAACAAUGAUGCGUGCCAACUGCCUGGUGCAGACGACUGAGUGGAGUGCUUGCUCCAAGACCUGUGGCAUGGGCAUCUCGACCAGGGUCACCAAUGACAAUGCCUUCUGCAGACUGGAGAAACAGAGUAGACUGUGUAUGGUCAGGCCUUGCGAAGCAGACCUGGAGGAGAAUAUCAAGAAAGGCAAAAAGUGCAUCCGCACCCCCAAAAUCUCCAAGCCUGUCAAGUUUGAGCUGUCUGGCUGCACCAGUGUGAAGACCUACAGACCUAAGUUCUGUGGUGUCUGCACUGACGGGCGCUGCUGCACACCCCACAGAACAGCCACCCUCCCCGUGGAGUUCAAGUGCCCUGAUGGAGAGAUCAUGAAGAGGAAAAUGAUGUUCAUCAAGACCUGCGCCUGCCACUACAACUGCCCGGGAGACAAUGACAUCUUUGAGUCUCUGUACUACAGAAAGAUGUAUGGAGACAUGGCGUAAGGCCAGAAGGAGACGUGAACUAGAUUCUCGACUUGAACUGAUUUACAUCUCAUUUUGUAAACAUGAUUCAAUAGAACAAGGUAUUUAAAUCAUUCUUUCUUUUUAAUUCAACAAACUGCUCCAUGUGACUCAAGACAAUUUUUCUACUGACCCCAAGUGGUGGUUUGAAGAAGAAGGUAAAAUGGACAGUGGGACCACAGCAAGACACAGCUUCAGAACAUGCUGUUCGUGAGGUGGUGUGAAGGGGUUAAAGGAAACAGGCAGGAAAAGCAGAGGCAAGCAAAUGUUCCCUUAAGGUGGCACAGCUUCAUCUGGUAGUGCAAUUGAGGAGCCCUGGAUGCUGCUUUAGUGACAGCAGCCGCAGGAAUGCAAAUCCUCACACAGCAAAAUGUUAAGUAGAAGGUGUUCUGUUAGUCAGGACAGUAAUGUUUCAGCUCUGACACUCUGAUUCAUAUGGCUUGGUCAACAAGAAUCAGAAUCAUGUCUAUUAGACUGGACAGCUUGUGGCAGUUAGUUUACCUGUAACAAGCUACUUUUUAUUAAUAUUGUAAAUACUGUGUGUAUAUAUAUUUGUACAGUUAUCUAAAUUAAUUUAAAGUUUUGUGCCUUUGUUUAAUGCUUUGAAAUUUCAAUGAUAGCCUUCUUUUUUGGAACAAGAUAGGUAAGAUUUAAAGCUUGUCUGACAAUGCAUUCAAAGUAUGAAAUAGAUACUCUAGUGGAAACUGUUCAGCUAGGGCUAAAUGGUGAGUUAAGGUCAAGAUGAUUGUUAGCUGAGCUGCCUGUAUCCUUACAAAGCACUCAUCUGGCAAUAUACAUUUACUUCCACUUUAUUGGACAAGUGGCUUUAAGAAAAAUGGCUCUUCUGUAGCUCAUCAGUCUUUCCACUUGAGCAUUUCUUUCUUUCUUUGACUAUGGCUCUUUUUGGAUGGUUUAUUUGUUGAGAAGUGUGACCAAAAGUUACAUGUUUGCACCUUUUUAGUUGAAAAUAAAGUAUUUAUAUUUUUUA